AUGUAGUGUGAGAAUUUAAAAAUGUCUGAUAAUUUUGUAGAAAAAUAUCCAGAUAGAGUGUAAUCCUUAAUCAUAAUUAGUCCCAUAUUAUUAUAAAUUAGUCAUAGAUCAAGGCUUAAAUUUUAAGAUGGAACAUCUAUCAAAAAAUAUUUAGUAAGCAAGUCUGAUCAUUUUUAUCAUUUUAUUUAGGUUAUUAGAGAUACACUUCAUUUAAAUAAAUAAGAAAGCCUAUACUUAUUCAUUAAUAAUUCUGGUUUAAUCAAAGCAGGUAUUAAUCUUUAAAUAUCAUUUCAGAAAGUUAAGUUGAUGAAAUUUACUAGAAAUUUAAAAGUUCUGAUGGUUUUCUUAGAAUUAAUUUAACUGAGUAUCCUUCUUUUGGAAAUAUAUGA
Paramecium sonneborni is the source of this 389-nucleotide messenger RNA. Lineage: Eukaryota; Ciliophora; Oligohymenophorea; Peniculida; Parameciidae. The record is from the annotation of a GenBank genome assembly.